UUUGUUUUGUGUGUUUUGAUCGUUUCGUGUGUAAAUAUUGCUGCUGCUGAGGCCGGAACUAAGAGAUUCAUGUGGGAAGUGCGCUACGAGUACAGGCCGCCAGAUUGCAUCAAGAAAUUGGUGAUCACCAUUAAUGGAAGAAGUCCAGGGCCAACCAUUGUGGCUGAGCAGAAUGACACCAUUAUUAUUGAGCCUAAGAACGGCUUGGUAACUGAGAAUGUUGCAGUCCAUUGGCAUGGAAUUCGACAGAUUGGAACUCCUUGGUUCGAUGGCACAAAAGGAGUCACUUAAUGUCCAAUUCUUCCCCGAGAAACACUCACUUACCAAUUUAUUGUUGACAAGCCUGGAACAUAUAUGUACCAUGCUCAUUAUGGGAUGCAAAUGGAAGCUGGUCUAUAUGGAUCCAUUCAAGUGAGACUUCCUAAAGGACAAGCUGAACCAUUCGCUUAUGAUUAUGAUCAAAGCAUCAUCCUGAACGAUUGGUACCACAAAAGCACUUGGGAACAAAUCACUGGCUUGAAAUCUAUACCAUUCACUUGGAUUGAGGAGCCUCAGUCACUUCUGUUAAACGGAAGAGGAAGAUACAACUACUCUCUUUUUACCUACCCAGCCAUAAAUAUUACAAGUGUUUGUAAUUAUUUAAAUCCUGAAUGUUCUCCUUAUACGUUAAAAGUUACCCCUGGCAAAACUUACAGGUUAAGGAUCUCUAGCUUGGCUGCUCUGUCAGCCCUCAGUUUCAAGAUUGAGGCCUCAAAUAUGACUGUUGUUGAAGAAGAUGGGCACUAUGUGGAGCCACUUGUGGUACAAAACUUGAACAUAUGCUCGGGAGAGACCUACUCGGUCCUGAUAAAAACUGACCAAGACCCUUCAAGAAACUAUUGGAUGACAACCAAUGUUGUGGCCAGAAAUGCCACAACUCCACUAGGAAUAGCCAUUCUCAAUUACCAGCCGAACCGACGCAUAGCAGCUCCUUCCACAGUUGCACCCCAUGGCCCUCUUUGGAGCAACAUUGCUCCCCGCCUUAACCAAGGAAUAGCCAUCAAAGCCCGCCAGGGCUUCGUCAACCCCCCAACCCCGACCGCAGACAAAACGAUUGUUCUUCUCAACACACAAAAUCUUGUCGAUGGCUAUUACCGUUGGUCUAUCAACAAUGUCUCACUCAACUUGCCUCACACACCUUACCUUAUAGCUCUCAAGGACAACAUAUCUAAUGCAUUCGAUCAUCCACCUCCUGAAGGAUUUGAUUUAAUUUAUAAGAAUCAAUCACCACAAAUACUUAUUUUUUCUAGUUUAAAAAUUGAAAAAUGUGAUGGACCUCUUGAACAUCGGGAAUUUAUUCCAGUUACCACAUUUGUGAUUUACCUGGCUCAUUGGGCUUGUAGGGUGAUGAAUCUCUUAAACAUUGAGGAUUUAGUCUGGUUACCACAUUUGUGA
Messenger RNA from Pistacia vera, 1434 nucleotides. Its product is annotated as L-ascorbate oxidase-like. NCBI's taxonomy places the organism in Eukaryota, Viridiplantae, Streptophyta, Magnoliopsida, Sapindales, Anacardiaceae. Gene Ontology annotation, molecular function: oxidoreductase activity; copper ion binding. The record is from RefSeq and is a predicted model, not a curated record. The transcript is spliced from 6 exons. The annotation marks the transcript as partial.